AAAUCGACGACGCGGAACUGCGAAGACUUGGUAGGAAAAGGCGCCUGCAGAAAGCAGUGUAUGUUCAGCGAAGGCGCCCCAAGGAUCGUGUCUACAGUGAGUACACUGGUGGAGUACAGCGGGCAUCGACGAUGCAUGUGCAAUGCAAAAACGCAAGGUGCUAGCCAGAGAUAG
Molecule: messenger RNA, 174 nt
Organism: Serpula lacrymans var. lacrymans S7.9
Lineage: Eukaryota; Fungi; Basidiomycota; Agaricomycetes; Boletales; Serpulaceae
Exons: 2
Source: RefSeq, a predicted model, not a curated record